Messenger RNA from Sardina pilchardus (European sardine), 9055 nucleotides. RefSeq lists its product as uncharacterized. Lineage: Eukaryota; Metazoa; Chordata; Actinopteri; Clupeiformes; Clupeidae. The transcript is spliced from 31 exons. The coding region runs from base 146 to 5239 and encodes 1697 amino acids. Gene Ontology annotation, cellular component: cytoplasm. The record is from RefSeq and is a predicted model, not a curated record.
GCAUGAAGUGUCGUUACGCUUGCGACUAAUGGUUGGAUAAUGCAUUAAUCUGUACAGUGAAGGCUUUCAUAGGAUCCUGAUUGCUGGAGUGUGGUUGAGCUGGGGUUUUGGUGUGAGAGUAUUACGUGGGUUUUCCGUCUCCAAGAUGAAACAUCUCUGUGUGAUGUUUCUUCUUCUGUGCUGCACCAAAGUGACCAAAACAGCAAUUCCAAAGGUUGUGGCUCCACUCAACCCUGUCCAUGGUGUAGUUGGUGAUGACCUGAUCCUGCCCUGUUCCCUUGAGAACAAUGUCAGUGCAGUGGACAUGGAGGUGCAGUGGAUUAUUAAUGGAAACCAACUGGUGCAUAAGUACAGAAGACACAUGGACGUAACUGAUCAGCAGCUUGAAGCAUACCGUGGCAGGACGAGUCUGUUCAGAGAAGAGCUGCAGAGGGGCAACAUCUCACUAAAGCUCAGAUCAGUCAACAUCUCAGACACAAACACAUACAGGUGUUAUAUCAAUACUAAUGAGGGGACUGAGGAUGCUUCUUUUGAAGUCCAAAUUAAUGAGCUGGGAAAUGAACCAGAGAUAUCUACAAAGAGCCAUUAUAAUGGCAGUGGCACUCUGGAGUGCAAGUCUACAAACUGGGAAAUUGAGCCUACAGUGGAGUGGAUGGACAGUAAAGGAAACAUCCUUGAGCAUGCAGAAAAUUCAACAUACUGCUACGACAUUAUCCAAAGAAGUGUAACUGUGCAGAAGCAGCAUGGGUACAACUACACAUGCAGAGUGUCAUACCUACACCACAGAAAAGAAACGUUUUUUGAAGUUCCUCAGGACUUGUUUAGCCAAUGGCGGCACCGUCGGAUUCUUUAUGCCCUAUUGGUUCUUUUGUUCCUCAUCUGUGUGAUCCUCCCACUGUCAGGGUUGUGGUCUCAUGACAAGAAAAAAAAGGACAAAUGCAAUGUUUUGCAGAAGUACAAAGAUUCACUGAUCUCUACAUUGAAGGACACAUCCCUUUACAAGGAGCUUUUGAUCAUUCAUGGCCACAGAGAAAUGCACACCGGGGAAGACGCACCUAUGUCCUCAAAGAAGGAUUAUAUGGAGACCAGAGUGGAGCAGCUCUUUAACAAACAAGACCGCAAUCUGAUCAUUCUCCAGGGUGAACCUGGACAUGGCAAGUCCUUCACAGCACAGAAGAUCAUGCACGACUGGGCACAAGAAACCUUUACCUCCUGGUCAUUGUUUGAUCUGGUUGUUCUCCUGAAGUGUGAUGAGCUGGCUUUCUCAUCACAGGCAAAAAGUUUGUUGGAGAUCAUAAGCGAUAAUCAAAAGUACAAAUCACUGAUAAAGGAUUUUUUUGUUCAGUCACCACAUAAGGUACUCUUCCUUAUUGAUGGUCUUGAUGAAUUUACUUUCUCUGAAGAAGACAUUAAGGAAUCUCCUACAGAUCCAUUCACUCCAGCCUCAUCUAAAGCUAUUCUGUGUGGUUUGUUGAGGGGACAUAUUCUACCUGUGUCCUCCCUGCUGGUCACCACCAGACCCUUUGCCUCUGACAGACUGAACUUUCUGCUCAAAGGACGCACAUGGAGAUUUGCUGAGAUCCGAGGCUUCACAGAAGAGAGAAUCGAAGAAUAUUUCCAAAAGUUCUUUAAAGGGGAGAAUACAGGUGUUUACGAGGAAGUGAAAAGAAAUGAAAUGCUGUUCGCCUCCUGCUAUAACCCUUUUUUGUGCUGGAUCACCUGUACAGCUCUGCAGAAGUCAACUGAGAGCUCAAAAGAGCUAGUUCAAGUGGGAACAACAACCUCCAUAUUUUGGGGAUUAAUUACUAAACUGCUGCAGCAACCGGAGCUACAAGAUAAGAGACUGGACUUCCUUAACCACCUUCAUGAACAAGCCAAAGGAGUGAUAGAAAAGAGGAAGACCGAGAUUGACUUGAGUAGAUAUCCACUUCAGGAUUUUGACUGUGUUUUUAGGAAUGUUAACACUGACCAUAAGGAGAUGUUCAGAUUCAGACAUCAGAGUCUUGUGGAGUUCUUCUUUGCUCUCGGCUAUGUCAUCCCAGAGAAGGAAGGGGCGGGAAGAGAGGUUGAGGAACUCUUGAUUUCAGCACAGAGUGACUUACAUUCAAAGUUUCACCUUCAGCCUGUUCUGAAGUUCCUAUUUGGUUUGUCAAAUGAGACUGUCAGAGACUCUCUUUGCAGCACAUGUGGACCCGAAUCCUCCACAUCAUCCCUUCGUCUUCAGACUCAGUUGAAGGAGUGGAUCCUGGCUAGAGGCAGCAUCCUUUCCCAAGAGAAAAGGUCUUCUCUUUUCCUGCUCCACUGUCUCUAUGAGCUCCACGAUGAACAGUUUGUCAGGAAAGUCAUGCAGCCUUUAGAGGCCAUGGUUUUCUCUUACAUUCCUUUGACACAAACAGACUGCUUCAUGAUAAAAUAUUGCUUUGAUGCACAUCCUGCCAUCAAACAACUGGAUCUCCGACACGGCAAUCUCACAGCUGAAAAACUAAAGCAACUGCAGCCUGUGUGGGAAAAACUAGAAUAUAGUCAACUUUGGCUGUCUGUUGAUGGCAUGGAAAGCACUGACAUGGAAGGGCUCAUUGAAUCACUGGAGAAAGGAAUCAGCUCAAGGCCGACUGCUGAUGGCUUGGUAAGCUCUGAAAUUGAUGGACUGACUGAAUCACUGGAGAAAAGAAUCCCCUCAAGCAGCUCAUCCGAGCUGAAUGAACAGGUGUCUGGAAGUGAGGACUCAAAGAAGUCAGUGAAUUUACAGUUUUCCUCAGUGAAGAGCUUCCCACUGGAAACUGCAUCCAAGUUUUUAAGCAUAUUUCAAAAGACAAAUACUCUCUUCAGUUUAAACAUUGAAGUGGAUACAAAUAGCACCAGCAAUGGCAAUCUCUGUCCAUCCCUCUCUGCAGGGACAGAUGGUCUACUUUUCACUCUAACUGUAGGAUACCGUAAAGCUGAAAACAGUGGAACACAGCAGACAGAAGUCCUCUUCAUCCGUCUCUCCUUGCCUGCAUCUAUGACAGCCAUUAACUGGAAUGAAUUCCUACCUAACGUCCAACAUCUAACAUUGGAAGACCUGAACUGGCAUGAGGAUGAUGGACACCUUUUUAGGACUCCUGACCUCAAAAAGCUAGAGAUUGGGCUGACCUACCUGCCAAAGACCUGGGAUUCUGACAUCCUGUACUACAUGCAUAAGUCUCCCAGUCUACUGGACAUUAUUGUCCAGGUGUCUAACAAAACAGCCAGCCAGGAAAUGAGUGUGUUCUCUUCUCUUACCUUGAAAAGGGAUAUGCUCAAUCCAAGGUCCCUGGGACUCCAGUUAAUUAAAGAAAAACUAAAGUACAUGUCUCGUCGAGAGUUACAUGAAUGGAUGCAAACCAUCUACUCUUUGAGUGACCCAUCUGGACAGAAGGACCCUGUUUUCAGGUUGGAAGCCAAAGACUUCACCUCAACCACACCAACAAUCUCUCUCAUCAUGUCCACCUCAGAUGACUUCUCUCCAGCUAAUUCUGCAGUCCUCUUGAAAAACAUUUUGGCGCUGGGUGAAACAGAAGGAAAUCCGGAGGAUUGUGUGAAAGAUGUCCUCUCACUGUCAGCUGUCACUGUUCACAAAUUGGAGCUGAAGCUGAGAUGUAUCUCUGUGGGCUUGGCUGUUAUGCUGCUCUCCUUCAUGGAAAACUGCAAGAAUAAGAUAAUUGUUUCCAUUAAGACCAAAGAAAAGAGAGAUGACAGCAUUUGCUCAAAACUCUACAUGGAAAAAGAUGACCACUAUUUCAAAUUGUCAGUUGAGGACCAGCAAGCCUACUCGAGUGGCUACACAGCUCCUGCUCUGACUUCCUUAACACUCCAAUCAGAAUCACCUUUUGGUAUGGACUUCCAGAAGCUGCAUGAACCUUUAAAUAAGAGUGACAUAAAACUGGAUGAGUAUGUACCAGAUCUCAUCCCCACACUCAAUAUGCAAAAAGUGGAGAUGAAAGUGAAAUGUAUCACAGUGAGCCUGGCUGGAACAGUCCUCUCCUAUUUGAGUAAACACCCCAUCAAACUAAGUGUUUCCAUUGAGAGCCACGAAACAAAUGAUGAGGCUAGUUUCUGCUCAAGACUUUAUGUGAAAAAAUAUGACAAAGGUUUCAGGUUUUCAGGUAGGCUGAUGACAGGGAAAAGAUUGUUCCAUCAAGGUCCUGGCAUCACCCUCAAAGCAAAGUCAUCCUUAGAUGUGAACUGGGAGCGCUUCUUGCUGGAAUGUCACACUCUUGAACAAAGUAACAAAGAAGAACUGAAACUUCCUGAAGUUGGUGUCGUCAUCUCCAAAUCCGAUGUGGAGGAGGUGAAGCUUACGUCAAGUUGUAUCUCAGUGAGAUUGGCUGAAAUCAUCCUCACCUCUUUGAAUAAACACCCUAACAAAAUAUGUGUUUCCAUUGAGAGCAAGACAAAUGGAGAUGUGGACAGCAUUUGCUCAAGUCUUUAUAUGGAAAAAGAUGAGAACGGUUUCAGGUUGUCAAUUGGUGGUUGUCGUAUGAGCUUGGAUACAAACAGAGAUGCUAAUCUGUCUGAAAUCACAUUCAAAUCCAAGUCAUCCUCAGAUUUGGACUGGAAAGGCUUAUUCAGUAACACAGGGCGUGUAGUUGAUCACAUCUUCAAGCCUAAUGUGGAAAAGGUGGAGCUGAAGGUGGACUGCAUCACAGUGAGCUUGGCUGAACUGGUCCUCUCCUAUUUGAUUAAACACCCUGGCAAACUAUGUGUCUCCUUUAAGACUCAAGGACGGAUGAGGAAGAUGGGUUUUUGCUGUAGCCUCCGUAUGGAAAAAGAUGAGAGCGGCUUCAGGUUGUCAAUUGUUGGUGAGAAAGUAAGCCCACCUUCUCUGUUUGCCAUCACAUUCAAAUCAAUAUCACAGACAGCAGACAGUGUUCAGGGCUGGACCUCCCUCUUCAGCAAAAUACACAGCAGUGAGAUACUGAGCGAGAUGUCAGCAUGUACAUCAGAUGUGGAUGACCGUGUUAAGGCUUUCCUGUCCUCUCUGUCCAACCUGACUGGUCUAAAAGAAAUGGAGUUGGUUGUGGACAGCUUGAGUGAUGGCAUUAAAGAUGGCAUCUACUCCCUCAUGGAAGCCUGCACCAGCCUGCAAGAAUUUAGGGUGGUAAAAGCUAUUGAUGUUAGGAGAGUCACAACAGAUGAUCAUGACAGAUGGAGAGCAGAAGAUGAAACAUUUGAUUUCACCUUCAUAGUUAGAAAGGAGGAUUUGCUGCAUAAAGUGUGAAGAUGAAGUGAGAAAUAAUGGUGCCAAUGCAGGCAGUUUUCCUGAUUUUGAUUUGGGUGUUUACUCUUUGUCUUUUAUUUAGUUAAUCUUCUACUAUUUUCUGAAACAUGAGAUGUGAUGUAAUUGUUUUCAUAGGCACAACAAACAUUUUACUUUACUUUGAUAGUCACAAUAUUCAAGCUAUAUUUUGUUUCAUACUGUUUAAUUGUUUUACAUGCUAUGUUUAUGUGCCACUCUUCUCUGUAUUAAUACAUUUGUACCCACUUGAGGCGUGAUUGUACGUGUGCGUAAAAACAUGCACAAACAAGCGGCACCAGAGACACUUAUAUAUGAGGAGACACUGCACUGGAAAAAUCGCCCAUUGAAAAGCAUGGGGUAACUUCGUAACGCGAAAGAUGGCGGUUGUUUACACCGGUUGGCUAUGGUUGCACAUGUCCCGCCUCUUCCAGUGCCGUUGCUCCAAUCAUUUUGCCGAUCCUUGGCGGUCACGCUUUUUGAAAGCUGCGUCGUGAAGAAUAGAGCAUGCGCAGUCCAAAAUUACCAGUAAGAAAAAGGCUUUUUAAGCGUUAAUUUGAUACAAAACCACCAAACCUUUUCAGCGAUUUUAGUCAGAUUUUCAUCGCGAUUUCAAACAUGUGAUUUUUAUGUCUCUUACACCUCGGAACAUGGACAUCCAGCUCUCUCCCCAUUCAUUUAGAUAGAGCCUGGUCUUGUUCCGGUCAAAGUCGCUGCCCGACCCCAUGGCCAAUAUGGCUGCCGAGUGACGUGACUUGCUUUAAAAAGACUUUGGCGGCACUAAGUGCUUUUUGCAGGAGCAGAGAAUGGCGAGUUGCGCUUUUUCCGUGUCAUAUGUAUGCAUUUAUGGGAAUGUCAAGGGAAAAGUGUAAUUUUUGCCUAAAAAGAUGGAAGGAAAAGCAUAAAAUGCACCUAAUUACAUAUUCUUCUGUGUGCAAGAAACUGCCUGUGAAAGCGCACAUUUGUUUUGUGGUGAAAUAUUUCCGUAUAUUUUAAAGAGGAACAAUCCAGGAUUGGCGAUUUCAUCUCUGGUUUCGGUUUCGUUUUUCGUUUUCGCUCGUUUUAUGCUUGCAUAUUUCUCUGCAGAGCUUCCCCGACAGCUUUAGCGUGUAUAUUUAUACAUAUAUAGGCUAUAUAUAAAUAUAUAAAUUGCAAGCGUGGUUCUUCUUGUUCCUUACGCGUCUCUGACUUCCAGAUGUAAACAGCAGACGAUCGUUCAUCAGAAAGUUGCAAGAUUGUAAUAGCGGAUAGGGACACUAGGGGCGGGAGGAAAUGUGACUGUUUUCGAUAAAACUGGUCAGUCAAGCAAAACAACGAUUUCUAAGCGAUUUUAUGACUAUGAAAAAGUUGCAUAGGGUCUCUUUAAAAGCAGGUGUAAUCUAAUUAAAUGGGUGAGUAUAGCGAAAUGUUUAAAGGAGUCAUAGAAUGCAUUUUUUGACCAUUACAAAUUGAUCUUUGAGCCUAAAUGAUGUCAUAUGUAAAUUUGUGGGGCUGAAAACGCCCCAGGAGCACUGCUAGAUCGCCUAAUACAAGGUCAUAAAUAAGCCUUGCAAUGAAACAGUUUGUUUUUCCCGCCCACUCAGCAAGUUCAUGAAUAUUCAAAUGAGAUGCGCGCUGAUUGGUCUAUUGGCCGAUAUGUCCUGAAAGUUGAUUGGCUCAAUCCACCGGUCUGAAGCUAGAGCAAAGUGAAACUACGUUUACUGCUGGUAAAUAAAGCCAAAGUCUUUGAUAAAGCUAUCAACAAUGGAUUUAAAUAAGGAAUACAGCCGUACAUGUAUAAACCGAGUCAGAAGAAGGCUCUGACGAAGAUGAAGUGCAGCAGAUUCCCCAACAGAAUGAAUGUGUUAGAUUGGUAAGUUUUAUCAGUACAUUUCUUAGUAUAGUAACUCUCUAAAGUUAGCUGUAAUAACGCUAGCAUUACAAUGUCUCUGCCAUAGACCACAUAUCUAGAUACUAGCAUCGUAAGAGCAGUUUAACGAGAAUUAUUAAUCGAAGGUAUGCAAAUGAGAGGGGGUGGAUCUAAAGGGGGAUGGGCGCCUAUUACGUGUUAUCUGAGCUCUGUUCAGAUUGGAGCAUUUCAACACGGCUGUUUCUAUUUCCCAAUUUGCAUACGAAAGCAGGCGGGGGACGCGGUAAAGUCUUUGGUGUUGUCCUUUGGACACUGCUCGCAGCCUAAAUUCAACAGGAACAAGGUGAAUGUGGUUUUGAAUUCUAGGACUCCUUUAAAGACAACAGGAUUGGUAUUCAGAGCACCAGUUUCGCUUCUUUGUCUAUGACAGAAGCAACUUUCGUUGGCCUUACUAAUGUCCAGGGUUCUUCAGGGGGUAAGGAAUUUCUGGAAUAUCAUGGUAUUUUGGAAAAUCUAUUCCAGACACGGAAAGUCAGGGAUUUUUAUAUUUUUUUAUAUCAUUUUUGGGGGAAAGUCAUGGAAUAUCAGGGAAUGUAAUUGUAAUGGUUUAGAAUGUACUUGCCAAAAUGCAUUAAUAUAAAUAUAUUCUCACAGGUGUGAGACUUAGACUUAUUGUGGUUAAUCAGACUUUGUUUAUUCAAGGCCUUUGCAUUCAUCUUCUGCUCCAAAAAAGUAAAAGAUUCUUGAAAGCUGUGCAGCUGGAGGGAGUUGCCCGUUUUGGGAGGAGCAACCCCAAAAUCUGGGCGUUUACCAUAGCCUAAGCCUUCGUAGUUCAAAUCUAUCCAUUUCUCUUCAACUUGACCAAAGUCCUCUGCUCUGUUGUUGAGCAGCAUAGUAGUUUAUAUUCUCCUGUCUCUUCAUUCAUUUGUAAUGGAGGCUUGUAUUGAUAUGACAAUCUCUCUAAUGUACUUGAAACUGCAGGUGUCAGUCUACAGCUUCAUUAGAUACAUUGAUAUUAUGAGAAGCCAUUGAAACUUUCUUUCUCAACAGUGAGUUUUUUUUUUAAUUAUGAAUCGACACACCUCAAGCACGUCUUGACUCUUUAUAAACAAACCUCAAAUCAAAAGUGAAUUUCUGUGAAGUCAGUUCUUUAUUAGGCUAUGUGAAGACACACCAUUUUACUGUUGGCCGUUCUCUAUAUAUUCAGUUCACCAUGCUUAGUGUGUGUUUUUUUCUGGAUUUAAAUGCCAUUCAGAAGGUCAAUGAGAAAUCAUAGCCAUCUUGAUUUCAAACUUGCGUGCUGUGGAUGUCACAGAUGUGGGAAUGGGAGAACACGCUUAACUGAAAAGUGCGCAACUGAAGUGCGUAAAAAAAGCGCGUAUUUUCUUAAAGGGAGUAGAAUACUCGACAUUAUCUCUCUGCUUGUUGACAUCUCAUCAUGUAUUGUAUUAUUUUGUGACCGCUAAACAUUUCACUUAUCACUUGACUCCAUUCAACUGCAUUUGUGAUUGAAUCAUUACAUUCCAGUUGGGGCAGCACAAAUUGCUGUAUAGGGUGGAGAAAGGCACUGAAUACCCAACGAGCUACAAGCAUGAUAAUUAACACGUAAUAUGAAGAAGCCUUGUGUGCGCUUUCUACAGUUUGGCCAUGGCACUGAUAGUGCUGCGUUCACAAAUAAUCAGGUCCUGAAUCUUUGGCCCAGCCUGAAGGCUUUUGAAAUAUGAGAGCUAGUUUUAUGAAACAUGCAAUUUUAACUGUUAAUGUUUUAUAAAUGUGAAAGGUUUAUUUAGGCUACAUCAUUCCUUUAAUGUUGAGUCUUGUUUUACUUAAUGGAAGUUUUUGUAUGUUUUUUUCUACUUGCCCAUAUUGAACAUUGGAGGCAAUUUUGGACAUUUUUGUAUUUUAUACCUUUUAAUGAAUUGAUUAAAAAUCACCAGCAUAUUCAAAUUCGG